Molecule: messenger RNA, 273 nt
Organism: Cetraspora pellucida
Lineage: Eukaryota; Fungi; Glomeromycota; Glomeromycetes; Diversisporales; Gigasporaceae
Source: the annotation of a GenBank genome assembly
AUGGUUGAGGAACAAGACAAAAAAGAAAAAUUUCAUAAUUUUACCCGAUUUAUGAAUUUGGCAUUUGACGUUAACUUGACGGCUAACACCAAAUCAAGGGAUAAAGGUAUGACUCCGUGCGGGUGGUUGCAGCAGAGCGCGUGGGAAAUAAGUUCUCGCAUAGUCUCACCCAAGUCAGCGUGGGAUAUGGAUUCUCUUGGAUUUGCUGGACUCGAUGGCUUAACGAGGAUAAACGAAGCUACUUAUUUCGUGCAUUGCCUGCUGACUACUUAG